Messenger RNA from Suillus clintonianus, 213 nucleotides. Its product is annotated as DUF1242-domain-containing protein. Lineage: Eukaryota; Fungi; Basidiomycota; Agaricomycetes; Boletales; Suillaceae. The annotation marks the transcript as partial. The record is from RefSeq and is a predicted model, not a curated record. Gene Ontology annotation, biological process: intracellular transport; protein secretion. The transcript has 3 exons.
UCAGCACUUUUCAACUUUCAAUCCCUGCUUUUGGUCAUCUUGUUGAUGAUCUGCACUUGCACCUACGUUCGAGCAGUUGCCCCACGUCUAGUCGAUAGAAAUAAAGCAGGAUUCCUCGGACUAUUCUUCAUGUCUGCGCGGAUAGGAGAACGCCUCUCCCCAUACGUUGCAUUAGCAUGCGUGGCCAUGGCGGCGACAAUGAUCGUACAGUAA